Messenger RNA from Sesamum indicum (sesame), 2363 nucleotides. Its product is annotated as MAR-binding filament-like protein 1-1. Gene Ontology annotation, biological process: mitotic chromosome condensation. The record is from RefSeq and is a predicted model, not a curated record. Gene Ontology annotation, molecular function: chromatin binding. Lineage: Eukaryota; Viridiplantae; Streptophyta; Magnoliopsida; Lamiales; Pedaliaceae. Gene Ontology annotation, cellular component: chromatin; condensin complex; condensed chromosome.
AUGGGGAGUUCUUGUUUUCAGCACUCUCCAUUCUGCCACUCUCGCUGCACCCCCUACUCUUGGCAAUGUUGUUUCCAGCCUCCAUUAUCGUUUUCUCCCUUGAGAAAUGCUCCCAACCGGAGAGCAAUAGUUUCUUGUUCUCAGCAAGAAAAUCCCAAAGACUGCAAUUCUUGCGCGAGGAGAGCGGCUGUCUUCACUGGUUUUGCAUUGCUUCCGCUUCUUAACUCGAGGGUAGAUGCAAUGAAAGGGUUUGCUGCAGAAAAUGAUGAACCCGGGGCUGAAGACCAGAAACAGAAAACAAAGGGAAGUUCAUCUCGGAACCCCUUUUGUUCACUUCUCAAUGAACUUGGGGUUUUUUGUUCGGGAGUGGUUGCCGGUCUAUAUGCUUCAAGAAACAAAGGAAAUGUCAUUUCGGAUGCAAUUAUAGAAUCUAUGAAUAAUAAACUCAAGGAAAAGGAGGCUGCUAUUGCUUCUCUGGAGAAAAAGUUUGAGAUGGAGCUAUUGAAUGAGAAGGACGUCCAAAACAAGGAACUUGCAAAAGCUAAUUUGGAGCGGCAGUCUUUAGUUGAUCGAUUGAAUCUUGCACGUCAUGUGAUAACAAGGAUGGGACAGGCACUGGAGAAAGAGAAAAGUUUGUAUAAAGAGCUAACUAUCCAAGCUCAUGAUCUUGAAAACAGCCUCAAAGAGGCUGGGAAUGAGAAAAGGGAGCUCCAAGAACAGUUGAAAAAGAAGAUAGAUUCUGUAGCAGUCUCUCAAGAAAGGUUUAACUUGCUUGCUUCAGAAAUCAAGGAUAAAGAGGCUGAUCUUCGGUACGCUAGUUGGGCGAUUGCUGAGAAAGAUAGAGAGGUCGACCAACUGAGCAUUGCAUAUCGGCAAUCCCUGGUUCAGCUAACUAGUUUGAAUGCAGAGAUAAAACAAUUGAAAGAUGUACUCCUGAAAAAUGAAAAGGAGCUGCAACCGCGGAACGAAACGGUCCUUAAACUGGAAGCCGAGUUAACUUCUUCUCUUGCCAAGAUAGAUGAAGCCACCAAGAAUCUUGAUGCCGUACAGAAGGAAUAUGACGAGUUCAAGUCCUCCAUGGAAAAGAAGUCCGCUUCAGAUGCGACACUUUUGGGAGAAAAAGACGAAACAAUUCACCAGCUUGAGGAACAGCUUAAGCUUGCACUCAAGGAACUGAACAUUAACAAAGUGUUGAUUUCUGAUUUGACCUCGGAGAAAGACAAUUUAAAAGAAUCGCUGAAUGUAGAAUUGGGAAAUGUUGAAAAUCUAUAUCAGGACCUUAAGAUCACGCAGGAUGCUUUGGAGAAAUCAAGAGGUGAAGCCUGUGAUCUGGCAGAAGAACUGCAGCAGUCAAGAUACUUGUGCUUGGACCUUGAAGCAGAGAUCGGAAACAUUCAUGACCAGUUUACACAAGCUAUAGAAUUGUUACAGCAGAAUAGUGAUGAAGCCAAACAAAGGGUGACAGUCUUAGCUGAAGAACUAAGGGUGGCAACAGAGCUCCUGAGUGAAUCAAAUGAAAAGCUGAAAAUUACGUCCCAAGAACUGGCUGCAGCAGUGCAAAAAUGUGAUAGCUUAGAAAAAGAACUUGUCGACGCCCAUGAGAAAGCAGAAAGUGCUGCCCUUGUGCUGAAACAAGAGAAGCUUAUUAUAUCUUCUUUGAACAAAGACUUAAUGGCCCUGGAGACCCAGAUUUCCAAGGACAAUGAAGCACGAAAAAGUCUUGAAGCAGAUGUAGAAGAGGCUACUAAAUCACUUGAUGAGAUGAAUAAACAUGCACUGGUCAUUUCCGAAGAGUUAGAGCUUGCUAAUAAUCAGAUUUUAAGCCUGGAAGAUGAGAAAGCUGAACUCUACAGGUCCCUUAUUCAGCUAAAAAGAGCACAUCAGGUAGCGCUGGAGAACUUAGAAGACGCCCACAACCUUAUAGUGAGACUUGGAAACGAAAGGGAGAGUUUGCAGAAAAGAGGAGAGAAACUAGAAGAAGUUUUGGCAUCUGCAAAGGGUGAAAUAUUGCAGCUGAGGAGCCAAAUUAAUGAUGAAAACCAAAGCUGAUCAUCCCACAAGGAAAGUUACUCGGAGGAGAAAGGCUAAUCCUCAGCAAAAAGAUCCAUAGCAUGUAAAUACCAUGCUCGCCACCCCACUAAUCCACUCACAUUGACUGAUUACAAGCCGUGAAACUGGCUUCCAUUGUAUUUUUCAUACUAACAUCGAUGGGAAAAGGGAAAAUAUUGUUAGAAUUAGGAUUGUUUCUUUUUGCGGUAGUUGUACUUUCAUGCUAUGAUGAGUGUAUAUUCAGGGUGAUUGCUUAGUAUUGUAUCCUGUAAUGUAGUUUACUGCAGAACAUAAGCAGCUUAUACAAUUCAUAG